Molecule: messenger RNA, 1224 nt
Organism: Hippocampus zosterae (dwarf seahorse)
Lineage: Eukaryota; Metazoa; Chordata; Actinopteri; Syngnathiformes; Syngnathidae
Gene: chodl
Product: chondrolectin
Exons: 7
Coding region: 364-1095 (243 amino acids)
Source: RefSeq, a predicted model, not a curated record
CGAUGCUAAAUUGCCGUUCGGAUUAGUAUGGAUGAUCCUCCUUUGUUUUUAGCAUUGGCACUAGCGACGUUCUGUCGUAAGGUGUUUUUUUUGGGGACACUUUGACACUCAACUCCAACCGGGGUGUCAGCUGAUAUCCAUUUGGGUUAACAUGUCCCGCACAGCCAUUUUGACUGCAGGGGCCGCAUUCACUUUGGGUGAAGCCGAUGAAUUGUGGUGCCUUCCCGAGGCCACAUCAUCGGCGAGAUAGCUCUUCAAAAUGAACAUUGGGACUGGCAAUAUUUGCAUGGCAAGUGUCGUGUUAUCAAGUGAGGCACACGUCAAAGGCUGUGUCUGGGCGGGGCCCGGCCGGCGUGCUACAAGAUGGCCUACUUCCACCACGUGUCCAGCCGAGUCGACUUCAGGGAGGCCGAGCUGGCGUGCCGCGUGGAUGGCGGACACCUCGUGAGCAUACGCACGCUGCAGGAACAGAAGCACAUCGAGACGCUCCUGGAGAAGUUGCGUUUGGGAUCGGGAAUAUCAGAUGGCGAUUUCUGGAUCGGUUUGAGGCGCGCGGACCGCCACGAGCGACAUCCUUCCGACGGCGUGGCCCCCUGCCCGCAACGCUACAGGUGGACCGACGGCAGCACGGCGGCCUUCAGGGAGUGGCACCCCGACGAGCCGUCGUGUGGCGCCGAGUCCUGCGUGGCCAUGUAUCAUCAGCCGGGAGUGGGCGGGGCUUACCUCUACCGAUGGAACGACGACCGCUGCUCCAUGAAACAUAACUUCAUCUGCAAAUACCAAGCCGAGCGCCGCCCAGAGGAGGAACGCGGGACCGCGGCCGCCGGCCGGGGCGCAGAGACCACGCCGGAUGGGAAUCGUGUGACCUCGACGGGAACUUCAGGCCCGUUGGCGCUGUACAUCCUCCUUGCGGCCAUCCCGCUGCUGCUCAUCCUGGCCGCGGGCGCGGCCCGCUGCCGCCACGCGCUGGGCAAAAGGUCAGCCAUCCGCUCGGGCGCCGAACGUCGUCCGUGCGGCUCCUCCCGCGGCCCGGCGGAGAGGCGGGGCCACCUUUGGAUCUCCGAGACGCGCGAAGGCGGCGGCGCGGAGCCGUGACGGCGCAUCCGCGCUACCCGAUUGCAGGCAGGUGAUGAGGGCGGAGUCUCAAGUGUCACGUCAUUUAUUGGAUCACUAAGCUCAUGUCCAGGUGUAAAUGUCCCAUCCCAAAAAGAAAGAAAAAACAAA